Cyprinodon variegatus (sheepshead minnow) is the source of this 3924-nucleotide messenger RNA. It is a transcript of the gene mgll, whose product is annotated as monoglyceride lipase. Bases 288 to 1208 code for a protein of 306 amino acids. NCBI's taxonomy places the organism in Eukaryota, Metazoa, Chordata, Actinopteri, Cyprinodontiformes, Cyprinodontidae. The record is from RefSeq and is a predicted model, not a curated record. Gene Ontology annotation, molecular function: lipase activity. The transcript has 8 exons. Gene Ontology annotation, cellular component: membrane.
UGCUGCGUCCUCCUAAACUGUAAAUGAGGCUAAACUGAGGGAGGGACAGAGGAACUGCAUCUCUGCCUCUGGGGAAAUCUGUAUGUGUGCGUUUCUGAGAAAGAGAGCUGCGAGGAAAGGAUGUGUGUAUGAACAGUUAUUUAGUUUCCCCCGCUCGCGUCGCUCACUGCUUUCUUUACUGGAGGCAAAAGAAGUGCGCUUUAAACAGCGAUAGAGAAACAGCAGGGAGACACCUACAUUGGAGCUGAAACUUCGCCUCAGACGCUCCUUUUGCAGACCAGCCCUCCAUGCCAGAGCCGGGAGAUGCUCCGCGGCGAAGCCCGCAGGGAGUCCCUUACACCGAGCUGCGGCACAUCGUCAACGCCGACGGACUGCACCUGUUCUGCCGCUACUGGGAGCCCGAAAGUCCGCCAAGGGCUCUGGUGUUUAUUGCACAUGGAGCAGGAGAGCACAGUGGGCCGUAUGAAGAGAUUGCACAGAGACUGAAAGAAAUGUCCCUCCUGGUGUUCGCUCAUGACCACGUUGGCCACGGCCAGAGUGAAGGAGAUAGGAUGAACAUCAGGGACUUUCAGGUUUACAUCAGGGAUUCCCUGCAGCACAUUGACCUCAUGAAGUCCAAGCAUCCAGAUCUUCCCAUCUUUAUUGUGGGACACUCCAUGGGCGGUGCGAUCUCCAUCCUCACUGCCUGUGAAAGACCUGGUGAGUUUGCUGGAGUGGUUCUGAUAGCUCCAAUGGUCCAGAUGAACCCAGAGUCAGCGACACCCUUCAAGAUUUUUGUGGCGAAGCUUUUAAACCACAUGCUGCCGAGCCUCACUCUGGGAUCCAUUGAGUCCAAAUGGGUCUCACGGGACCAGAAGCAGGUGGAGGCGUACGACGCUGAUGAGCUGAACUACCAUGGCAGGUUACGAGUGUCGUUCGGCAUGCAGCUGAUGGGUGCGGCGGAACGCAUCGAGAGAGCGAUCCCAUCAAUCAGCUGGCCCUUCUUACUCCUCCAUGGCGAUGCUGACAAGCUUUGUGACAUCAGAGGCUCCAAGAUGAUGUAUGAAAACACUGCAAGUUCAGACAAAAAACUAAAGAUUUAUGAAGGAGGAUACCACGCUCUUCAUCACGACCUCCCAGAAGUGGCCGAGUCUGUGCUGAAGGAAGUGACGAGCUGGAUCACAGAGCGUCUCCCCGCGGCAAAGACGGCACAGCAGCAAGGCCUGUAGAUCUCAAAGAAAAAACGGCAAAAAACAAAAUAACUCAGUCAGCGCUCCAAGGAGACUUCCAAACCUUAUCCCGCCAGGCCCCGCAUACUUUUUCUGAAGCCUGUGAAACGUAACAGUCUUUCCUGUCCAAGAAAGACAUUUGGGCUUAAUGAUGGACUUUGUGUUCUCUAUAUGAAGGGUUUAUUAAUCUUCUUUAAGUGGAUGAUGCUAACACACACUUUGAUUCUAGAAACUCAGCAGCAGUAGACAGUUUCCAAGCAGAACCUUCAAUCAGGGAUGUUCCUCACAUAAUCCAGCCGAGGGGUGUGUGUGUUUUUUUUUAUCAUCUCCUAUGCUGCUCAAGUGAAGUAGAAAUCAAUGUAAGCUAUGGUUCUAAGUGCAAUAAUGAGAUUUUCUUUUAGUAUUUACAGACAUGGUAUUUUAAAUGCUAUUAACAAAUAUAACACAAUACUUCACUGAGUUGAAGAGAAAGUGUUUCCUUUUCCUUCUCAAAAAUUACAGGUGAAAAGUUCAGAGGUCAGAACGAUCAGUCUGACCACAGCUCAAGCUGACAAUAGUUUAAACCGCUGAUAUUCCAACAUAAACACUAUUAUUUUCCUCCGGACCUUCAUUUACUUUUUUCAUCCCAGUCAUUUCUUUAUCAUCUCUUUAUAUUUCUAAGAAAUGCUGUCAAGCCAGUCUAAUGAAUAGCUAAAAAUAAAUGCUUAUAAACAUUAAAAAGCCAUUUUUUAGGCUUAUAGAUUUACAGACCCAUUUAAGGCCACGGUUGACUUCAUUGUUAGAGAUUCAUAUAUCAUCUGUUUGGUGAAUACAGACUACCUUAAAGUGUUGAAAUAAUUUGUAGACAUAAAGCUGUAACAGUAAAGAAGCAGCAAACAGAGCAAAUUACAAACAUAAACUUAAUUUAUUGGAAUUUCAUGUAAUAAAGCAAAAUGGUUGUGAAGAUGAAGGAACGUGAAAAAUCUGCAGCAUAUUUGCACAAUUCAUUCAGUCACUGCUGGGUUAAAGUACCUUUUUUGUUUUAAAAGAGCAGAUCUUUUGAGGUCACUACCAGCUUUUCACAUCUAAAGAUUUUAGAUGUAGCUUUUACUUCCCAAUAUAGGUCUAGUUUAGACAGACAGAAUGGAAACUGACUUUGACUAGGCCAUUCUAACCAAUAAAUUGAGGUGGACCAUUAUACUGUAGCUCCGCCUGCCAGCUUCCCUAAAUGGUGAAUGGAAAAGUCCACUUGUGACUUCUCUUAUAGUCUUUCAUUAAUGAUUUCUUCUUACUAAUUUUGCAGAUCAGACAACUCAUAAUUGUCCUGCUCACAAACUGUACCACCUGAGCUGCAGAUCUCUACAGCUCUUCUAGAGCUGCUAUGGGCGAUAUUGUAUAAAUUUCCUUGUUCUUGAUGAUGCUCAGCAUCAUUUUUUAUUCUCCACCAGAUGUGUUUUAAUUUCUUACUAAGUUACAGAGAGAUGGACUAUUUACCAUUAAAGGCAUUGUUUAUUUAGGAGUAUCAUGCUAAAGGGGGUGGAGUAUCAAAGAAUGCUUGGAUAUUAUGAUAAACUUCCAAGAUGCUUUUAAUUUAGUACUUCAAAAUUUAAAAUAUCCAACCUUAUUUGAAUAUAAAGAAAGUCUAGAAUGAUGUGUUGUAUCCUGGGUUUUGAAUGCUAAAUAGUAGUGAUUAUAAUCAUUGUUUUAAAAAUGACUUAAUUGUUACCUACUUUACAGCUUUAGUUGAAGCGCUGAUGGAGGCAGCCGUCUACUCUUGUUUUUCUGUCAAACAACGGUGUGGCUCCCUGAAGUCAACCAUGGCCUUAAGGACCUAAGCAAUAAUGUCACAGCGCUUUUUACUUUUGGUAGCUCUUUAAUUAUAAGCCAAACAGACAAACUGCAGCGUUUCAUCCUGCAGACUGUAAUUAGCAGCUAUUGCUACCUGUUGGUUUGAUGCAUUCAAAGUGGAGAAAACCUUUUAGAAGUCAGAGCUGUUAGCGUGGCUCCAAUGUCAGCAUCACAGUUAGAUCCUUUUUGAUAUUCACAGCCAACCAUUUAUAGAUGUGUCUUUUUGAAGGUUUUUAUGUUCAUUAUCACUCUGUCUUUUUUUAUGAUUUUUAAAUGAAUGCAAAGAGUUUAGAGGACAUUGUGUGCUAUCCAAGGUGAAUGAAUGCCAGGUUGAUCUGCAGCAGCAGUUUUGUUUUGUUUCACAAGUGCAGUCACCAGGGGGGAUCCCUGCAAAAGUGAAAGAAAGGCAGGAAUCUCUGGCUUCUGCACGCCUUUCUAACUUUCUGUCUCCUCCGGUCUUGCCAUGUUUUACUGUCAGCUGCUUCUGCCUUUUGCUUUUCCCUUUCAUGUUCCUCCUCUUCUCUGGGGAGGGGGUUACGCGUUCUGUCCAUCACAUACGCCGUUGCUCUGUUACUGAUUCAUACAUCUUGUCCACAGACACCCACACCAUCACACACAGGGAACUAUUGUAGCAGGAACAGGCUGCAGGAUAUACUGUGGAGAUGUUUUGCCUUUAAGAGCUUCUUUUGUUCUGUGAGACAUGCAACGUUUCUAAACCUGUAGUGGGUUAGCUCAACUACACACUCCAAAAACAAUGUAGAAAUAGGUAGUAAUUUCUUAAAUUAAUUGUAUUUGCCCUUAAUUUGAGUAGGUAAAUAAGAUAAUUUGCAAAUGGAAUGAAUAUUUUCCUCUUGAAAAAAGAUAAUUUGAUUUUAUGCAUUUGAAAUAA